AUGACAAACAACAAUGUUGUCACUCUUAGCUGGCUACUGUCCCAAGACUUACCUCAAGCAUACAUCUUCACUGAGAGACCAUCGACAUUCAACCGCAAAGCAACCUUCAUCAAUGACAAGAAAUAUGUUAUUCAUGACUACUCACCAGAUAUCACGAGUGACAGCAGGCACCUUAAGGCCAUGAGAGCCUGCCCUGUGGCAGGAAGCAAGUUCCCCAUUUUGGUUACUCGGGACAUAAACCCACUUAUAAGAGAGGUGAGCUUUAAUUUGUUUAUUACAUAAAAGUAUUAUUGAUAAUCCUAAAAAUCUUAGAGAGAGUUAGCUGACGUGAUUGUUGUGCCUGGGAUAUACUUUCUUGGCGGUGGAGUAGCCACACAAUGCAAAGCAAGUGGCGACGCCACAAGGCUCCACUGCCAAAAAAUUGCAGCUCUUGCCCACAUUCUGCUAGCUAUGCAGGCUAAGAGAGAGAUGCCUGGAGAAAAAUUCCAAGUUUCUUGAGACCUCUUGCCUUCUAUAACCACUCUUGGAUCGGAAAGUAGCGUCCUAUUGUCAGGCUGCANGGGGGGUGCGCCCCCCCCCCCCCCCUGAGAUGACCUGCGGUUUUCUAAUACAACUAGCGGUAUUCUGCAAAAAACUAUGUGGUUUAUUGGUGUUGAAGUAGAGCAAGAGACGAGUGCACCCCCUCCUAAAAAAAAUCCUGCAUCCGCCCCUGGGCUGUGUCAUAAAGGAAAGUUGUUCAGGAAUGAAAGAAGGGUCGCCCUCCCAGGCGAGUAAACUUUAGUGUGUUUUGAGAAUAAAGUUGACCCGUUUGCCUGAGCCAGCAGCUCUGAUGCAUGCAGGCUGUGACUGUCGUCUAAAACAGGGCCAUCGAAUGCUGUGAUUGUCUCAUAGACUGAGCAAAAGUGUUAAUAUGGAGAAAAGUUGGCCUGGCCUAGGAGGGUGACCCUACCAUCAAAAAAGGUGGUUCACGCUUGUAGCUGAGCCAACUUUAUCUAAACGGUUUCCCAUGUUUUGUAAUGAAGUGUUAAAAAAUUGGCUCACCCAGGGUAGUUUAGGUAGGCAAGUGAUACUUUUACCAAGGGUAACUUUUGUGCUUAUAAAUAAACAGGGCCUUAGGCACAAUUUAGUCUCAUGUCUGGUGAUCAAAAACUAAUCACGCUCAAAGGCUAGUGUCCAAUAGUUUGGAAAGCAGAAUGGACAUUUAGAUACUUUUCUGUGCGAUUAGUUGUUGUUGUUAUUAUGAUUCGAUGUACUAAGAUUUUCCGGUCUGCAGUCAUGUGUCAAAAUUGUUACGUCAAGAACACGUCAUGAAAAUGUGCAUGUCAUUUUUUACUGAGGAUUUAUGCUUUCGUCUCGCUGAUCGUUUUAUGUAUGUUUACCGCGUUGGAUCAGUUUAAAUAUAGUUGUGUUAUUCAGGAAGGUUUGCAAAUCACUCUCUUCGUCAUCAAUUAUUCUCUCUGACACAGCUAGAGCACAUUCUUUAGGGAUUCUUACACCUGGUGAAAAAAUUUGUGUUAUAGCUGCCUUAAAACUGACCCCUUUGUUUGACUUUUGUUGUUCAUUUGUGUGUUCACACACUUUUAAUUUACUGUUCAGAAGGACUGUUCAAAUGAUCUGUUUUGUAGGUAACUGUAUGUAUUGGAGAUCACUUUAGCCCAUGUAAAUUUUCUUGAGAAUUUAUGUGGUGAAUAGUUAUAAGAAUACGUGAGGCUUUACAUUACCUUGUUGCGAUUAGUUCAAUGGAAGCUCACUUUUCAUUUUCCCACAAAACAAGAAGAAAAUAGAGGACAGUUCAAAAAUCACGUGGUCGUAAUCACGUGGUGUCAAUUUACAUUCUCUAACCUGCAGGAGCCAGAUUUUUGCGCAUGUUCCUUUUUUUGGACAUUCGCAUUUAGCCGUGGUUUAAAGUAAAGUUACCUGCUGGAAUUUGUUGUUGUUUUCAGAUCAAAAACAAAAGGUUCCAGCGGAAAAAUGUGCAGUGACGGCUUUUUUCAUAUCGAUUCUGUAGAGCGUUUUCAGUCGCGUUUCCAGCAGCUAUGCAAAUAUAGACCAUUUUACAGUUGUGGGCGUAGUAUCCUAGCCUUUGAGUGAACGUGAGGCUGAGUUUGACCUUGUUUUGAUACAAACCUCUUUCUUCGCUUAUGGAAACUUUGCUGAAAAAAUAAUAGUUUUUAGCAUAACGACAACAUGAUUUACAUAAUAAAGCUGGAAGGGUUGUAUCAAAACAAGGUCAACUCCAGUCUCGUUUGCACCUGUAACUGUAAAAUAGGCUAUUGGUCAAGAAUAGACCUUGUCACGGUUUUCGAUGCCAUCUUGGCGAGUAGGCAAACGCGUGAGAAAUUACAGUGUUUGUAUGAGAAUCUGAUGUCGAAUAAUUUCCGUAGAAUGGCGGUUCUGAAAAAAAUAUGAAUUGUAAACUAAAGCUUCACCCCUAAGGAAUCUACUGAAAAAAAAUGAGGGCGUUAGAUGCGCUAGAAGACUUAGAACCACUUUUUAAAAUUUUCUUUACGUUUGUCUGUAAGAAAGUCCCGGGAAAAAUUAGAGACAAAUAUAUGGAAAAUCUAAAGCAAGCCUCUGGAGAAAUUUAAGCACAAGUACGUCCAAAAAAAGUUUUAAGUACAAUCCUUUGUUUUGUAGCUUUAGUUUACAAGUCAUAGUUUUUUCAGAACAGCCGUUUUUGGAAAUCAUUCGACAUUAGAUUCUCAUACAAACACUAUAAUUUCUCACAUGUUUGCCUACUCGUCAAGAUGGCGUCGAAAACCGUGACAAGGUCUAUUUUUACAUGAUGUUUCAUUCGCCAUCUUGAAUUGGUGUCCGUUUUAUUAUUUUGGAACACCAACAUGGCGGACUGGAGGUGAAGUCUUUUGUGGACGUUAAGUCUGCGUAGCUGGCAGGUUUUUGAUUUGAGUGUAUUUUUUCUUUUGUGGUUCCCAAAGUAAGAUUUAGAGCGGCGCGAAUGCUGAAGACAGGUCGAAACAGAAAACGAUGGGGGAGGGGGCGAGGGGACAAGGUCGCCUUCUGGGACUGGGAAAGGUACUUCCCUGUAAGUCUGUUAUCUUUAUCUCUUUCUGUUUUUUCUUUUUCUAGCAUUGGUCAAAGUGGCUUCCGUUUUUUCCUACGCCCGACAUAAGAAUUUUCAACCAAGAAGACACUGGGGACAAACCUUUAAUUGUGAACUUUCCGUUUCAAAGCUUUCCCGCCAAAAAGCAUGCCGUCCAUCCCGACAUUCACUACAAGCUCAGCUCCAAGGCGCGAAUCCCUGAAAUGGGAGCACCGUGCCCCCGAUACAUGUCACGUGAUAACUACACCCUCCCUUGUAUGAUAAAAGCAACUCAAGGAAAAGCAAAGCGUGGAACGUUUCUUGUGAGAACAGAGAACGAAGCAAAAAAAGCUUUUGACGAGCUCAAUAGGCACUUCUGUGAUGCGGAACUUGUCGUGACGGAGGUAAUAGAGAAUAUCUCCAAGUGUUUAAUCGUUCAAUUGUAUUUGUUUCAAGAUGGACAAGUCCACUGGCUGGGAGUGAAAUGUAAGUCAAACAUGCCGUUUGCCAAGCGACCUUCGGGUUUCGUCCCAAAGCCCGACGUAAAUUGGAACGAGCAGGCGGAGCUUAAAGAACAGUUGCAUGACGUGGUGUCACCCGUCACGCAAUACCUUCAUCGGAACGGCUAUUUUGGAUUCACGGGUGUCGAAAUGUUAGUCAACGGUGAAGGUUGUUUUGUUAUUGAUGUGAAUCUUAAAAUUUCGUCCUCGACAAAUCUUUUGUUGAUCGCUCCUCAUAUGGCGGCGCUGGGCUAUCCUAUCUCGUACGUCACCAACGUUUUGUCCACAAACAUCAAACUUCUACUCGAAGCCAUUGACCGUCUUAAUCGUCAAGCGAAGGGAAGAGUAAUUCUCUUAGCGGAUGGAGAGCGAUCGGUAGAAUUCCAUCACAAGGCUUGUGUUGUGGUGUUUGCAAGAAACUGUGAAGAUGCUUUUUAUCUUCAAGGUGAACUCACUAGAGCUACAGCUAAUGAUUUUCCGCUUGCCGCUUCCAUGAACGGUAACCCAUAA
Porites evermanni is the source of this 4050-nucleotide messenger RNA. The record is from the annotation of a GenBank genome assembly. Lineage: Eukaryota; Metazoa; Cnidaria; Anthozoa; Scleractinia; Poritidae.